AUGGUCCUCCUCGCGGGAGACCUCUUCCAUGACAACAAGCCCUCUCGCCGCGCCCUCCAGCGGUGCAUGGAGGCGCCCGUCCUGCGUGACCACUGCCUCGGCCAGCGCGAAGUCGUCUCGGACCAGACGGCAAACUUCCACGACAAGUACAAGAGCGUCAACUACGAGGACUCAAACUACAACGUGCAGCUGCCAGUCUUCUCCAUCCACGGCAACCACGACGACCCCGCCGGCGACGGCCACAUCCGCGACGAGCGGCUCCACCGCGCCCUCGAGCGGAAGGAGGUGAGCGUCGCUCGGCCGUCCAAGGACACCGACCAGUGGCACGAGCGCGGCGCGGGCGACGGCAAGAAGGGGUACAUCAAGGAGUCGCAGCUGCCGAGCUGCAUGGACAUCGUCGUCUGGGGGCACGAGCACAAGUGCGAGAUCGGCUCGGGCGCCGGCACCGAGGCGGUCGGCAACAACUUCGUCGUGCUGCAGCCGGGCUCGACCGUCGCGACGUCGCUGGUCGAGGGCGAGUCCGAGGACAAGCACGUCGGGCUGCUCGAGGUGCGGGGCGACCAGUGGAAGUUCACCGCUCUGCCGCUCGAGACGGUGCGACCCUUCAUCCUCAAGGACGUGGUGGAGGCCGCGAUCUUGGAGCUGCGCGAGCGGCACACCACCACCGCUCUCACCAAGGCGGCCGAGAACCGCGCUAAGUUCCCCCUGGUGCGCUUGCGCGUCGACUACUCGGGCUACGCGACUUGCAACCCGCAGCGCUUCGGCCAGCGCUUCGUCGACAAGGCGCGCAAGAAGGCCGAGGCGGCAGCCGCAGCCGAGGCGCGCGACGAGGGGACGUACGACGGGGGCGAGCCCGACGACGCGCGCACGCAGAUCCAGUCGUUUGUGGGCGCGCCUCCCCGCGUAUCUCGGCGAAUCUCGGCGAAUCUCGGCGAAUCUCGGCGAAUCUCGGCUCGCGAGUUUCUGCAAAAGGGGUCCAAGGAGCAGCUGCGGCUCCUCGCCGAGCACGAGCUAAACACGGCCGUCUUCGAGGGGUACGUCGAGAAGGAAAACAAGUCCGCCAUCUCGGCGGCGGCCAAGGAGACCUUCAUCGAAGACAUGCUCGCCAAGCAGCCGCACCGCACCGCCCCUGCCGCGGGCGCCGCCUCCUCGUCCGCCGCGGGCGGCGGCGCGUCCGCGCCGCCGGCCUCUUCUGCUCUCAGCGACGCGCCGGACGACAGCGACGACGACGCGCCCGCUCCUCCUCUGCCGCCGCCGCCCCCCUCUCCAUCUUAA
Emiliania huxleyi CCMP1516 is the source of this 1275-nucleotide messenger RNA. RefSeq lists its product as hypothetical. The coding region runs from base 1 to 1275 and encodes 424 amino acids. Gene Ontology annotation, cellular component: nucleus; Mre11 complex. The transcript is spliced from 11 exons. Gene Ontology annotation, molecular function: manganese ion binding; endonuclease activity. The record is from RefSeq and is a predicted model, not a curated record. Lineage: Eukaryota; Haptophyta; Isochrysidales; Noelaerhabdaceae. Gene Ontology annotation, biological process: mitotic G2 DNA damage checkpoint signaling; double-strand break repair via homologous recombination; meiotic DNA double-strand break formation.